This is a messenger RNA of Hypoxylon trugodes, 2085 nucleotides long. RefSeq lists its product as uncharacterized. Lineage: Eukaryota; Fungi; Ascomycota; Sordariomycetes; Xylariales; Hypoxylaceae. The coding region runs from base 431 to 2035 and encodes 534 amino acids. Gene Ontology annotation, cellular component: nucleoplasm; centrosome; cytosol. The record is from RefSeq and is a predicted model, not a curated record. The transcript has 6 exons.
GAUUUGACUGCUUGUGCAUGUGUGGCUGCAUAAGUACCUAUCCGAGACAUACAAACGCUUGAAUCUCACCGUAAAACUCCGGCUCAAAUCAUAUUGUGCAAAAUGACAAAGCGACCGGAGAUUCCUCGCCCUCCCAAAGCAAGCUCUAGGUUUAUCGGGAUGCUAAUUAUCCAUUCAAUGCCUUUUUUUUCUUGUGAUAAUAGAUGAAAAGGGGCGGAAAAGGGGUAUAAUUCGUCAUCACGUGAUUGGUUGCUGCUUGCUGAGUCAUGUGCUCCAGUCGCGAACGGGCGGCCCCGGACCGGCUCUAAUAAGUCUCGGCCGUUCAAACUUUCAACUUUCAUUUAAGCAUGAGUCUUUUUAUUGAGUCCUAGAUAUAUCUGCCGAAAUAUCUCAAGAAUUACCAAGGCAUCUCUGGGAAAGGUCGAGAAUUAUGUUCAAGGAACUUCUCGACGCCUACGGGCGAUAUGGAUCUGAUCAGGCAUCAGAAUCGGCUCUUCUAGAUCUAGUCAAACGACUAAUACCUGAAAAGGUUACGGCACAAGAUCUGAACAUCUUUUUAUCGGAAGAUAGAGAUGAACCUGAUCAUGUUGCUGUGCUCUGGACCACAUCCAUCAUCACUACGAAGAUCAGCGAGGACAUCAGGGAUGGAGCAAUCGACACUGGGGAUGAACUAUCCAGCGUUUUCCUCGAGAUCACGGACCAAGUCAGCUCUCUAAUGCUGCCCAUUUGCUCAGGUGCCUCGCCAGAUGAAGAUACGACGAACUAUGCGGCACUUCGUCGCAAGGCGAAUUCUGGUAUAAAAAUACUUAAUAAGCUCGCCAAUCUACCUUUACAAGCACCACUGCGUUUCCAGCCCUCUACGCUACUCCGCUUGGCCGCAUUCACGGAUUCCGCAGACCCCUGGUCAACAUCAUCCGAUGCAGCCAGAAAGCUCCUCGAGGCGCAACUGCAACAACUUGAUGACGCCCAGAAAAAGUCACUUAUCGGUGAUGAAAUUCUAACAAAGUUUCUCCGACCGCUAUUCUCCAAAUCCCGGCCAGCGGCCAUAACAGCAUCUGGGCGCAAAGCGGAGUACGUCGAACAAUCGCGCUACGACAACGCCGACCGUGAAACUCCCGAGACUAAGCCCUGGAAAUAUGCCCAUCGGUAUGCGAUCGCGGUAUUCGCGUGGGCAGUGCAGUAUUCAGAUACCACCCUCCUCCAAUCCCACUGGCCGCUCUUCACACCCGUACUCCUAGCACUCCUCGAUGAGUCUACGGUUACCAUCAAAAUUCGGGCUCUGGCCAUUUUACGCACCUUCUGGGCACGCUGUCCUCCGGGUUUAAUGCGCAAUACGGGACUCGCCGACGUCUUCGAGCAAGCCGUCUUCCCUGCCGUUCUACACCUACCUACCUUAACACCCGAGGACGAGUCACUGCAAAUCCUCAGCGCCGCAUAUCCCGUGUUAAUCGAGAUGGCUGGCCUCAACUACCCUAGCUCAGAUCUAGAAGCAAAACAGCCACAACAAAUCACCGAAGAUCAACGAAAGCUAAUAGACAAGAUUGUCCGAGAAGGUGUCAUGGUCGGGUAUCACCAUGCGAAAGAGCACAUCCGACUCGUCGGUCUAUUCUGCGAAACACUCGUCUGCAUUGUGAAUGGAAUGGGUAUAAUAGCAGUAAAAUAUCUCAAGGAUUUCAUCCCUAUGAUCUCAGAGAUCAUGACGGACCCUUUCGGGACCAAGCAUCCACCGACCCUCGUCUCGGCUACUCAAUUGCUGCAAACCAUUUUGCGCACGUGCUGGCCGAGAAUCCCGCACCAUUGCAAUGAGAUAUGCAAGAUCCUUAUGCUCUGCUGGCUCAACGUUAAUAACGAAGAAUCAUUUUCGAGCGAAAUCUCCACUGCGACCAACUUAAAAGCAGAACUAAUUAAGACAGGUCAAAUGCUCUCCGCAGUCAUGAAGACAACCGCCAAGGAAAACUUAAGCAAACGCGUCAGUCCCCUGAUCGAAAAGGAGCCACAACUAAACGAGCUCUUCGGAGACAUCAAAGCAUCUUGAAGCAACCUCAUUCUUCCAAUUCAUGCUCAAAACAAGAAUCCAUUAAGGGG